AUUGUCUUACACAACGCACUCGUGUGUCAUCCAUAGCCCUCUUCACACCGUACGUCACAUGCGAACACUGAUACCACCAAGUCUUUGUUUAUUAAACGCACACAUGGACACAGCCGCUUCUUCCUUAUCAUUCUUCGUACCGGGUCUGCUAGUACCGCGCCACCCUGUCUCGCGCAAGCUUCCAGAAUUUUCCGACUGCUCACAUACUCUUGUAGUCAGUUGAAACAAACACGAAGUCGAAAAUGUCAACUUACUUUGAUCCUCUAGGCGAAAUGGAGCCGAGCACCACGAAGUACACCCUGAAUGCCAGGGUCCCACCCAGACCGCCACCGCGCUGGUUGCCCAGCAUAUUCUCUAACGAACCAUCUACGAACACAAAUCUUGUUGCUGCCGCGCACAAAAUGCCUGCAUCGGAUAGCAAUACCUACUUCGAUCUUUUCGAACUCAAAGACGUUGGCGUUCUAGCCACCAAGGCCGUAGUUGUACAGAGUAUAGGGUUUCCAGUUGACAUGAGGUGCGCGCAUGUUCAGAAGGGAUAUCAGUGUAAAGAAGGUUGCUACUUUCUUGAGAAGGGUGGGGACGUGACAAGGUGGCGGUGCAAAAGGAAAGACUGUGAAGGACAUGUAUACUGUGGUAGAGUGAUGACGGAUGAUGAAGGAAAGAGCUGCUUUGGUAAGAAAGGAGAGAGGAUGGUAUGCUUGCAGAAAUAAUCGGAGGCAAUGUUCCAGAUAGUAUCUGUAUAAUAGUAAUACGGAAAGUGAACGAAUCAAGAUGAUAUUAUAAGCGUAGGUAUUGAG
Alternaria rosae is the source of this 797-nucleotide messenger RNA. RefSeq lists its product as uncharacterized. The coding region runs from base 243 to 710 and encodes 155 amino acids. NCBI's taxonomy places the organism in Eukaryota, Fungi, Ascomycota, Dothideomycetes, Pleosporales, Pleosporaceae. The record is from RefSeq and is a predicted model, not a curated record. The transcript has a single exon.